Vicia villosa (hairy vetch) is the source of this 1110-nucleotide messenger RNA. Its product is annotated as protein ALP1-like. The transcript is spliced from 3 exons. The coding region runs from base 1 to 1110 and encodes 369 amino acids. The record is from RefSeq and is a predicted model, not a curated record. NCBI's taxonomy places the organism in Eukaryota, Viridiplantae, Streptophyta, Magnoliopsida, Fabales, Fabaceae.
AUGACUUCCGUUCAAAGAGGACAAGAUUGGAUGAAUGAGAUAUUGAAUGGACACCCUGUUCGAUGUAUGAAUGCCUUUAGAAUGGACUCAAACUUAUUUAUACAGUUGUGUGAAGAUUUACAAACAAAAUAUGGGUUACAGCCAAGUAAGAGAAUGACAGUUGUAGAGAAGGUGAGCAUAUUUGUAUAUACACUUGCUAUGGGCGCUUCAAAUAGAGAUGUUAGAGAGCGGUUUCAACAUUCUGGUGAGGCUAUUAGUAGAGUAUUUCACGAAGUUUUGGAAGCAGUUAGUGGUAGAAGUAAAGGCUACAGAGGUCUAGCACAUGAUAUUAUAAGACCAAAGGAUCCAACUUUUCAAUGUGUACCACCUCAUAUUGCUAAUGAUGAGCGGUACAUGCCUUAUUUUAAGGAUUGUAUUGGAUGUAUUGAUGGUACUCAUAUAGCUGCAUGUAUUCCUGAGGCUGAUCAAAUGCGUUAUAGAGGUCGAAAAGGAAUCCCCACCUUCAAUGUCAUGGCUUGUUGUGAUUUUGAUAUGUGUUUCACAUUUAUAUCUGUUCGAUGGGAGGGAUCAGCACAUGACACAUGCGUUUUUCUUCAUGCCAUCAACACACCUGCGUUAAAUUUUCCAAAGCCUCCUGAAGGUAGAUAUUAUUUAGUCGACAAGGGAUACCCUGAUAGAGAAGGAUAUUUGGUGCCUUAUCCCAAGAUAAGGUAUCAUCAAUCUCAAUUUGAACAUGAGCCCCCAAAUAAUGCUCAAGAAGUCUUCAACCGCACACAUUCAUCUCUUAGAAGUUGUAUAGAAAGAUCAUUUGGAGUGUUGAAGAAAAGAUGGAAAAUACUUAAUAAAAUGCCGCAAUUUAGUGUUAAGACACAAAUUGAUGUUAUAAUAGCUGCUUUUGCAUUGCAUAAUUAUAUUAGGGCCAACUCACAAGAUGAUGCAAUGUUUAAUGUUCUUGAGCAAAAUCCAAAUUAUGUACCUCAUGAUGAAUUUCGAGAUACUGCUGAUAAUUCUCAAGCUAGUGAAAGACCGGAGGGGGGGUCACGGAGAUCAAAUAAGAUGAAAGAAAUUCGUAAUAGUAUUGCAGCUUUACUGUGGAAUGUUAGACAAUAA